GCUUCCCCUGGUGCAAAUCCCCCGCAAAGACACCGAAGCGGCAGCUGAAGUUGCCGGGGCGCAGGGCUCCGGAGGCAUUGGCUCAGGAACUUUUCACGUCAUUCCCGGCUCCAGAGCCCCUUAGUCGCGGCGGCGCAGCCUUUCCCACCGCGGAUCCCCGGUGCUCAUGGGGCAGGCGGAGACAAGCUUGCAGCACUGAACGGAACCGGACCAGUCCGUGAUGUCCAGCACCAAAUUGGAGGAUUCCCUCCCUCGUCGCAACUGGUCAUCUGCCUCAGAGCUGAAUGAAACUCAAGAGCCGUUUUUAAACCCCACGGACUAUGACGACGAGGAAUUCCUGCGGUACCUGUGGAGGGAGUACCUACACCCGAAAGAAUAUGAGUGGGUCCUGAUUGCGGGCUACAUCAUCGUGUUCGUUGUGGCUCUCAUCGGGAACGUCCUGGUCUGUGUGGCAGUCUGGAAGAACCACCACAUGAGGACAGUCACCAACUACUUCAUAGUCAACCUUUCCCUGGCAGAUGUGCUUGUGACCAUCACCUGCCUUCCAGCCACCCUGGUUGUUGACAUCACUGAGACCUGGUUCUUUGGACAGUCCCUCUGUAAGGUCAUUCCUUAUUUACAGACUGUGUCAGUGUCUGUGUCUGUUCUUACGUUGAGCUGCAUUGCCUUGGACCGAUGGUAUGCCAUUUGUCACCCUCUGAUGUUCAAGAGCACGGCCAAACGGGCUAGAAACAGCAUCGUCAUCAUCUGGAUUGUCUCCUGCAUCAUAAUGAUUCCUCAAGCCAUUGUCAUGGAGUGCAGCAGCAUGCUCCCUGGCUUAGCCAAUAAAACCACCCUCUUUACAGUAUGUGAUGAGCACUGGGGCGGUGAAGUUUACCCGAAGAUGUACCACAUCUGCUUCUUUCUGGUGACAUACAUGGCACCUCUGUGUCUUAUGGUGUUGGCUUAUCUGCAAAUAUUCCGUAAACUCUGGUGCCGACAGAUUCCAGGAACUUCUUCUGUGGUUCAGAGAAAAUGGAAGCAGCCGCAGCAGCCGGUUACUCAGCCCCGAGGGUCGGGACAGCAAAGCAAGGCCCGGAUUAGCGCUGUGGCUGCUGAGAUAAAGCAGAUCCGAGCCCGAAGGAAAACAGCCCGGAUGCUGAUGGUGGUGCUUCUGGUCUUUGCAAUUUGCUAUCUCCCAAUCAGCAUCCUCAAUGUGCUAAAGAGAGUGUUUGGGAUGUUCACACACACCGAAGACAGAGAGACUGUCUAUGCUUGGUUCACGUUUUCUCACUGGCUUGUAUAUGCUAACAGUGCUGCAAACCCAAUCAUUUACAACUUUCUCAGCGGAAAAUUUCGAGAGGAAUUUAAAGCUGCCUUUUCUUGCUGUCUUGGGGGUCAUCGCCAAGGAGAUCGUCUCACCAGGGGACGCACCAGCACAGAGAGCAGGAAGUCCCUGACCACGCAGAUCAGCAACUUUGAUAAUGUAUCAAAACUCUCAGAGCACGUGGUGCUCACCAGCAUAAGCACACUCCCAGCAGCCAACGGGGCAGGACCGCUUCAAAACUGGUAUCUACAACAGGGAGUUCCAUCUUCAGUCCUGUCCACCUGGCUGGAGGUCUGAAAGAAGAGGCUGAGCGCCCAUGUGUCCCUGUGGAAUCUCACCCAUGUCAUCUCAAAGAGAUAAUGGUUUACAAAACAGUUGCCACUGUGUUCUUAGUGGGAUGUUACGGAAGAAGAAGCUCGAAGCACUUAAGCGCUUUAUACGUGACCUGGAUGACUUGAGUUUUUAUUCAAACUUCCCAUUACUGAGUUCUAUUUAGUAUAGUUUAUGUUUUGGGGAAGCAGCUCAUUUCCAAGAACGACCAUUGCCUGGAAGAAAACUGAUGAAUAAAAUGGAUACAUGAACGAAUGAGACUCGGGGAAUGGAAUCAUGAGGCAUGUAUAUACUUCUCACCGUUAGGACCCAUGAAUCCUGAGAGGUUUCG
Acomys russatus (golden spiny mouse) is the source of this 1967-nucleotide messenger RNA. It is a transcript of the gene Hcrtr2, whose product is annotated as hypocretin receptor 2. Gene Ontology annotation, molecular function: orexin receptor activity. Gene Ontology annotation, biological process: G protein-coupled receptor signaling pathway; circadian sleep/wake cycle process; feeding behavior. The transcript is spliced from 8 exons. NCBI's taxonomy places the organism in Eukaryota, Metazoa, Chordata, Mammalia, Rodentia, Muridae. The coding region runs from base 221 to 1603 and encodes 460 amino acids. The record is from RefSeq and is a predicted model, not a curated record. Gene Ontology annotation, cellular component: membrane.